AAGAAAUUUAGGGAUCAUCCUGAGUGGAACAUUUACGAAAAACGAAUCAACAAGAUAAACACCAAAAAAAGAGUCAGCUUAUACAAUUUUUUAACGAAUAUCCUCAUGCCCAAGUGUCUGAUGCAGUUGAUGAACUCGCCAAAAGCUUUGAAGGCUUUAGUCUGAAAGAAACUGUAGUCGGAAAGUUUAUAUCCACCGAGUGUAAUUUAAGUAUCAAAAAAAGCUACUUGUCAUCCAGUCGCAAGAAACCAAAGUGCUAAGAUUAUAGAAAGAUAUGAAUGGGUUGAAACUUGGUCAAAAAACUGAUAUGAACUAUACAAAAAAUUGCAUUUUCAUUGACGAAAGUGCAUUUGACAUUAACAUAAAACCGUCUACAGCAAGAUCUACUCAACUCGAGGUACUCCUGCUAUUGUUACAACACCUUCAGCUAAAGCAGUUAGUCAUACUAUUCUUGGUGCAAUCUGUCUGUUUGGAGUAGUCAACAUGGAGAUCUGUGUGCAUUUGAACCCCAAAAGAAUACAGUGCGUGCGGUCCCAAAUGGCGCUUUUUCUAAAUCUCAAUAAGCGUAUAAAAAAUUUCCAAAUAGCGUAUCGCGAAAAUCAAAUGGCGGCAUAAUAAAAACUUUUUAGAGUAUCAUAUUGUUCCCUCAUUAAAGUGGUUCUUUAUUUCUACAGUUCUCAAAAUAUCUAAUAGAAUGCUCUACUGACUUGGUUAUUAUCUCACGAGGUACUUCA
This is a messenger RNA of Cokeromyces recurvatus, 734 nucleotides long. RefSeq lists its product as uncharacterized. The coding region runs from base 275 to 478 and encodes 67 amino acids. NCBI's taxonomy places the organism in Eukaryota, Fungi, Mucoromycota, Mucoromycetes, Mucorales, Mucoraceae. The record is from RefSeq and is a predicted model, not a curated record. The transcript has a single exon.